Messenger RNA from Thermothielavioides terrestris NRRL 8126, 1068 nucleotides. RefSeq lists its product as uncharacterized. The coding region runs from base 1 to 1068 and encodes 355 amino acids. Lineage: Eukaryota; Fungi; Ascomycota; Sordariomycetes; Sordariales; Chaetomiaceae. Gene Ontology annotation, biological process: L-phenylalanine biosynthetic process. The record is from RefSeq and is a predicted model, not a curated record. Gene Ontology annotation, molecular function: prephenate dehydratase activity; chorismate mutase activity. Gene Ontology annotation, cellular component: cytoplasm. The transcript has 5 exons.
AUGACCACACCCGCUCCCCGGGGCUCGGGGCCGGGGCAGGAGGAUGUUGGACCGGACCCGGGCACGACGGUCGCUUUCCUCGGCCCGUUCAAUUCAUAUUCUCAUCAGGCCACGAAGAUUGCCUUCCCCGAGGACAAAUGGCAGCUUGAGCCGACGACGACAAUAAAAGAAGUCUUCGACCGCGUGCAGUCGCGCCAGUGCGCCUACGGCGUCGUGCCUUUUGAGAACUCCACCCACGGCACCGUCACCUUCACGCUCGACGCCCUGGCCGACCGCGCGGCCGCCUACGCCGACACCCUCGUCUGCGACGAGGUCUACCUCGACGUCCACCACUGUCUGCUAGGCCGCUCGUUGCCGCUCUCCUCUUCCUCCCCGUCCCCGUCCACUGCCCCCUCCUCCUCCUCCCAACCCCAUUCCACUCCCCCCUCAGCAUCAUCUAAGAAAGGAACGCCGCUCGUCCCGCUCACGCACAUCCAGCGGGUGUACUCGCACCCGCAGGCGCUGGGGCAGAGCGCGGGGUUCCUGGCGCGGCACCUGGCGCGCGCCGAGACGGUCGAGGUCAGCUCGACGUCGCGCGCGGCCGAGCUGGCGGCGGCGGACCCGGCGGGGCGCAGCGCGGCCGUGGCGAGCGAGUUCGCCGGGCGCGCGCUCGGGCUGGACGUGCUGGCGCGGUGCGUCGAGGAUCGGGAGGAUAAUACCACACGGUUUUUUGUCCUGCGCGGGACGAGGGAUGGGGAAGAGGAAGUGGAACGGACAGAGGCCGGGGAGGCUGAUGUCUACGGCGGGCGCAGGUACAAGAGCCUCGUGUCGUUCACGGUGCCGCACCGGCGGGCGGGCGCGCUGGCGGACGUGCUGGACUGCUUCCGCGCGCGCGGGCUCAACCUGACGAGCAUCAGCAGCGUGCCCAGCCUGGACGCGCCGUUCCAGUACCUGUUCUUCGUCGAGUUCGAGGGCAGCAAGCUCGACGACCCCGAGGGCAGGGUCGGCGGCGUGCUGGCGGACCUGGGCAGGGUUGCCGAGCGCUGGAGGUGGCUGGGCAGCUGGCGGAACCGGAGGGGAGAAAGGUGA